Molecule: messenger RNA, 1909 nt
Organism: Xenopus tropicalis (tropical clawed frog)
Lineage: Eukaryota; Metazoa; Chordata; Amphibia; Anura; Pipidae
Exons: 6
Coding region: 519-1433 (304 amino acids)
Source: RefSeq, a predicted model, not a curated record
AGCCAUUCCUUCUCCUUUAAUCAUAGUCUAAUCCUGAACUUGCACAGAUAUUUGUUUGUUCUUGGAGGACAUGCUCUUAAUUUAUGGGGAUAAAUCUGCAGUUCUUCUUGGCCUCUUACCAUCAGUAGAGCAGGGAGUAGGACCUGGGAAAGCCACAUGCACCUGAGUCUCUGCUAUACAGUAUAUACAUAUAUCAGUGCUAAAAAAUCCAAGAUGGUGAGAUGGUGAGUUCCUGUGCACAAUUUUGACUUUUACAGAGAUGCUGAACCUUUAGGCUAGAGCUUUAAGUUUAGUAUAUAAAAUACUGAAUUUCUUGCCAUAUUUGUUUUUACGUUAAAUACUAUAUGAAAUUUCAAUAUGUGUUGCUCUUUUACUUCAGGGUCACUAAAGGUCAAUAGCAUACUGAAUACCACUGUCUACAUCACACAAUAGGAGAACCUCAAAACCAAGUUUUUUCUGAAGCUUGCAAGUCACUACUGGAAAGAGAAGAGGUACUUGGGGCACUUGUAGGAUUUCAGAUGGAAGGGACACCAAGUCAAGCGAAUGUGCCUGUGCAGACCCUACAGUUUAUCAAAGCAGAGCUCUUGCGAACACAGAAGUCUAUUACAGAACUCCAGAGUGAAAGACGUUUAUUAAGAAAGCAACUGGGCAAAUGGACUGGUGCUGUCCAAGUUCUUCAAGAGUCUCAAGAAGAUGUUCAUUGCAGAUUAGUGGCUAAAAUUGAAGCACUUACUAAGAGCAGUGAGUGUUUGAGAACAGAGCUGCACCAACUAAGGCAAAAUGUACAGCAACAGCACUUCCCGUUUAAUGGUGGUCAGCGGGUCGAGGAUCAGUUUGUCAAUAAAGGAGUACCUGUUAAACCAGUUUUCUUGGGAGAUGGUCAGUUGGGGAAGAUAAUACAUCAGCCCUUUAAGUUAAAAGAGGAAUUCAUUAAAAUGCCACCUGUCUGUGAUUCCAUUAUUUUGGAUGAAAGAAACGUAUUGCAAGAGAGUAAUUUAAUUAAGGGGUUUCCAAGUUUCCAAUGUUCACAAUUUGUGAGUGAAAAAGAUUCUUUGAGGACACAAAAUGGAGAAACACUGGCACAUAUGAGACACUUAUGUGAGUCCAUAAAAGCUGUUUCAAGACAUAAAACACAAGUGGGAAAUGGAAAUCAUAUUUUCAAAAAUGAGAGCUUAAUACCAGUGAAAGGCAAUGUUGCACCAAGAGAAGAUGUAGACAAUUCUCCUUUAAUAAACCAUAUUAAAAUGUCCCCUAUGAUGAAAGAAGAAGAUGAACUUCAGGCUUUGGUUGAUAAACUAAAGGAUGCAUUAUCUCUCCAUAUUAACCCAGGACAUCUUCCUGGGCCAAAAGAAGAGCUGUUACACACAGCAGGGCAGGUGUGUAAUUCAUAUUCUAUACUCCUUAAGAAAGUGAUUGAAGCAACCUCAGAAUAAGGAUGUUGACAAAAAAAAACACACACCCAGAUCAUAUGAAAUGAUGUCAUAGAGGGAAAAAGUGACCUAUUGUUGUAACACACAGUUUUUGCCUAUCUGACACAUGGCAGACUAUCUGGGAUGGUUAAUGUGUAAUAAAAUCAAGAACUAAGCAGCCAAUUAGAGGCCCUCGGUGAAAGAUAAUGUUUAUAUAAAUAAUUCAAAAUCAAUAUUUUCUUUAUGUAAUUGUAUUGCAGUUUUAUUUUUAUCCUAAAACUAAUACUAAGUGCCUCCGUUUUUACGGUAACAGGAGGGGGAAUAUAUGUAUACAAGCCUCAGUACAAUCCCCAGGCUAUCUUUCAAAGCUAAAUGCAAAUGAAGUGAUAACAAGCUCACCCCGUAAAUUAUGUGGUCCGGGUGUGUAAACCCCGGACCCUCCACCUCCAACACACGAUUUUUAAAACAGUCCUGGCAAAGUUAUUGGGAAAUGCGCUCAC